Molecule: messenger RNA, 2735 nt
Organism: Oncorhynchus mykiss (rainbow trout)
Lineage: Eukaryota; Metazoa; Chordata; Actinopteri; Salmoniformes; Salmonidae
Product: trypsin-2
Biological process (GO): proteolysis
Molecular function (GO): serine-type endopeptidase activity
Source: RefSeq, a predicted model, not a curated record
CAGUUCCAUUAAACGGGGCGGCACACCCAAAUCUGCAUAUAUACCAGGGGUGCAGAUUAACCCCUUUCAUCGACAGGAUCAUACAGCAACCAUGAUUUCUCUGGUCUUCGUUCUGCUCAUUGGAGCCGCUUUCGCCACGGAGGACGACAAGAUCGUUGGAGGGUAUGAGUGCAAGGCCUACUCCCAGCCCCACCAGGUGUCUCUGAACUCUGGGUACCACUUCUGUGGUGGCUCCUUGGUCAAUGAGAACUGGGUUGUGUCUGCUGCUCACUGCUAUGAGUCCCGUGUGGAGGUGCGUCUGGGCGAGCACAACAUCAAGGUGACUGAGGGUAGCGAGCAGUUCAUCUCUUCAUCCCGCGUGAUCCGUCACCCCAACUACAGCGCCUACAAACUCGACAAUGACAUCAUGCUGAUCAAGCUGAGCAAGCCCGCCACCCUCAACACCUACGUGCAGCCUGUUGCUCUGCCCAGCAGCUGUGCUCCCGCUGGCACCAUGUGUACCGUCUCUGGAUGGGGCAACACCAUGAGCUCCACCGCUGACAAGAACAAGCUUCAGUGCCUGAACAUCCCCAUCCUGUCCUACAGCGACUGUAACAACUCCUACCCUGGCAUGAUCACCAACGCCAUGUUCUGCGCUGGGUACCUGGAGGGAGGCAAGGACUCUUGCCAGGGUGACUCCGGUGGCCCCGUGGUGUGCAAUGGUGAGCUUCAGGGUGUUGUGUCCUGGGGUUACGGAUGUGCUGAGCCCGGUAACCCCGGUGUCUACGCCAAGGUGUGCAUCUUUAAUGACUGGCUGACCAGCACCAUGGCCACCUACUAUCCUGACAUCAUCAAUGAAAUUAAGAACUAUGACAAGUUUACCCAAUCAGAGAAUGCAGCCAAGGUCAAGGAGGACCUGGAUCUCCUAGAGAAUGUGACACUUAACAUCGCUGUGACAGGGAAAAGUGGGUCAGGAAAGUCCACUUUCGUUAACGCCUUACUUGGACUGGAUGGGGACGAGGGAGCAGCAGAAACCAGAGUGAUGGAGACCACCAUGAAGGCCAUUAGAUGCUCCCACCCCACCAUGACUAACGUGAAAAUCUGGGACCUGCCUGGUAUCGGCACCCCAAACUUUAAAGCAAAGAAUUACCUGAAGGAGGUCAAGUUUGAAACCUACGACUUCUUCGUCAUCAUCGUCACUGAGAGGUUCAAAGAGAACAACAUCAUGCGGGCCUCAGAGAUGAAGAAGAUGUUCUACUUUGUCCGGUCGAAGAUCGACAAUGACAUCCGAGCAGAGGCAUGGAAGAAGAACUACAGGGAGGAAGAUUUGCUCUCCAAGAUCAGACAUAAUUGUGAGGAGAACCUGAAGACCGUAGGGAGCCCAAAAGUCUUCCUCAUCUCCACCUUUGAGCUGGGGAACAAAGAAGUACCUGAAGGAGGAAAAACCUACAACUUCUUCAUCAUCAUCGGCACAGUGAGGUUCAAAGAGAACAACAUCAUGCUGGCCAAAGAGAUCCAGAAUAUGAAGAAUAUGUUUUACUUCGUCCGGUCGGGGAUUGACAACGACAGCCGAGCUGAGGCAUGGAAGAAGAACUACAGGGAGGAGGAUUUGCUCUCCAAGAUCAGACAGAAUUGUGAGGAGAACCUGAAGACCAUAUGGAACCCCAAAGUUUUCCUCAUCUCCACCUUUGAGCUUGGGAAGUACGAUUUCCAGAAGUUAAUCUACUCUCUGGAGGAAAACCUCUCAGAGCACAAGAGCCCCCAGGAGUGUGUCUUUGAUCAGCCAGUGUUCACCGGACAGACAGACACCAUGAGACUGCUCGCUCUGAUACUGCUGGUUGGAGCUGCUGCGGCAGUGCCCCGUGAGGAUGGUAAGAUCAUCGGUGGCCAGGAGUGUGAACCUCACUCCCGACCCUGGAUGGCCUCCCUCAACUACGGGUACCACUUCUGCGGAGCCGUGCUCAUCAAUGAGCAGUGGGUGCUCUCUGUCGCUCACUGCUGGUACAACCCCUACGCUAUGCAGAUCAUGCUUGGAGAGCACAACCUGCGUGUGUUUGAGGGAACUGAGCAGCUCAUGAAGACUCAAAACAUAAUCUGGCAUCCCAGCUAUGACUACCAGACGCUGGACUAUGACAUGAUGCUGAUCAAGCUGUUCCACCCUGUGGAAAUCACUGAUUACGUAAAGCCCAUCCCGCUGCCCACCAGCUGCCCAUACGCAGGCCUCCCCUGCUCUGUCUCUGGCUGGGGCAACAUCGCCACCGGAGAGGAGGUAAACAUGCCCGCCCGUCUGCAGUGUCUGGAUGUGCCCAUACUGGAGGAUGAGAAGUGUGAGAUGGCCUACCCUGGCAUGCUCACCCGCAGGAUGGUGUGUGCCGGAUACAUGGACGGAGGCAGAGACGCAUGCAACGGGGACUCUGGAAGUGGUCUAGUGUGUUUGGGUGAGGUUCAUGGCCUGGUGUCCUGGGGUCAGGGCUGUGCCGUGCCCGGAUACCCCGGAGUCUAUGUCAAAGUGUGUGAGUUCCUCCCCUGGAUCGAUGAGACCAUGAAGGCCAACAUGUAACAACACUAGCUGCUUUCCUCCUUGUCUCUCAGACCUCCACUCCUCCAAACUCUUCCUCCCUGUCUCUCAGACCUCCACUCCUCCAAACUCUUCCUCUCUCUCUCUUUCUCUCUCUCUCCUCCUAGUUUGAUACUAAAGUGGAAUCAGCACAGAGUGUAAGCAUGUCAAACACAAUAAAGCCUGAAGUUACACUAUC